Molecule: messenger RNA, 2588 nt
Organism: Nicotiana tabacum (common tobacco)
Lineage: Eukaryota; Viridiplantae; Streptophyta; Magnoliopsida; Solanales; Solanaceae
Molecular function (GO): DNA-binding transcription factor activity
Source: RefSeq, a predicted model, not a curated record
UUACUCAAAGUCUCAAAGUCGUCGGCAGAGGAAAACAACAAACAACAUCAUUACUCAGUACUCAGUACUCAGCACAGAAUGUGUGAACAACACAAGACUUUGGAGUUUGGAACUGAAGAGUAUAAUUCCAAUUCCAAUUAUGGGAUUCCAAUUCCAACACAAGACGUUGUAUUUUGGCAAGCUGAAUGUUAUUCUGAAAUCCCCGCUGGAAGUAAUUUUGAUAUUCCGAGUAGUAGUAGUAAUAAUUUGCCAGGUUACAUCAACUUCCCAGCUAAUUCGACAUAUAAUGAAAAUGUUGAAAUUAUCCAUGAUUCUUUUGGCAAAGCUGCAGCUGAUCAAGUAGUGUCAAGGAAACUGUUUUGCUUUGCUAAUGGCCAUGUUCUCGAUCCACAACGUGUUGAUUUGUUUUACUUGGAUUUGUCAAAGAGAGCUUAUCAAGUAACCAUUCAUCGACAUAAUGGAUUCGACUUCUUUUCCUUAACAAAGGUUGUUGACGUCUCAGAUCUAUUCCAGUUACUAAAGGUUUUUCUAUCGUCGAAACUGCGACUGAUGUUCCUCAUAGAUGAUGAGUACUUACUUCUUACGGACGAGCUGAACCUCGUAGUGACGGGGCAGCCGCAUUUACAGAUGGAAGUAAAACUUGCCUUUUCAUUACAAAACCUGAUGAGAUCCACUAUGCAUUAUGCCAUUUCUCAAGCCUAUUCUUCCAGAAAGACUAAAAGCCAAAAUGUCAAAUCUUUUGUUGUUUGUGAGUGUGAGAAUGAACUUUUCCUUGAUCAUUGCAGAGAAAAUAGCUCUCAGUCUAUUCAAUCCUUCAUUCCUUUUGGGGGAAACAUUAAAUUAUCCCCAUGUAGGGUGGCUUCAGUAGUCUAUAGUUUAUACCUAUAUGGUGAAGUGCAAGAAAACUUUUCAAUUCUAGGACGUGUUGUCGACGUUUCUUUUUCAAGUGUCAAGUUCUCCUAUCGCACAGACCCUCAUUCUUCACCUGGUCAUUCGCAAGAUUACCAUUUUCACGGGAUUUUGUCUUUGAGCUUGUUGGUACCCACUGAACAAUCACCUGUUGAAUUCUUUGAGAUUGUAUAUUGUCCACAGAGAGCUCACUUAACUUCCAAAGAUCAAAGAAGCCCUGGUACUAACAAGCAAAAGCAAUAUGGCUUGUCUCCAUGUCUAGAUUCUGCAGUAGUUCAAAGUUCAUCAAAUGAACGACAGAUGUUAUUGGAAGCAUUCGAGGACGAUGCAAUUUAUAGUCAUGAAAGCCAAGAGGUUGUUGCAGAAAGUCAAACAAACAUUCAAAAGAAAAGAAAGAAGUCAAGCACAAUGUGGACUGCUGCUGAUAUGAUAAGUUUAGAAGACCUUCAACAGAAUUAUGGCAAGAAACGUGAAGAGGCUGCUGAAAGCCUACAAGUUAGUGUCUCUACAUUUAAGAGAAUAUGCAGGAAGUUUGGCAUUGACCGGUGGCCAACUGCUAAAAGAAAUAAAGACAAGUGUCUCUUCUCUGCUCGCAAGUGCGAUGCACCAUUAAUUGCUAAGGUGAGAACAUCUCAACUACUACAAAAUGGUAUGCCAUGUGAGGACAGGGAAACCACUUGUAUUUCCAGGCCAAAGAGAAAAGGGAAGGAAAAAGAAGCAGCAGAUAAUAUAGAGGCGAUUAAUCAUUUCGAAGAACAACCUUCUGAAAUACAGAACCGUACUCCCAAAAGGCAGGCAGUAGAUUGUGCUACUAAAGAUUCAUCUUGCCUCAACUCAAUCACCGGUUAUGUCGUGGAUGAUAUGGUUUCUACUCGUAUGGGAGUUCAAGCUUAUCUUGAGGCAAUAUCAAUAGAGCAGUUGAACUCAAUAUCGUGCAACGAAAACACUUCACAAAACACAAAGCUUCUUUUCGACAACUUGAUUGCAUUGCCUCUGAAGGAUCUGAUCAAUCCUGAGAAAGAGAUUUAUAUGAAAGAAACAUUGUGCAUCCUAGCUGAAAACCUCUCUUUUUUUUUCAGUAGAACAAGCGAAACAGAUAGUUGAACUCAAGUUUGAUUUUUCUACACUUGUGCAUAGCUGGAGAGAGUAUUCUCAAUCCCAAGUAUGCAGUCAAAAGUUCUUUGAAGACUUGGAGAGAAAUAGAACUUUACUAGCGACCUCAGCUAAAGAUGAAGAGAGUCUAAAGGUUAGAUAUGACGAACUUCAAAGCAAGAAAAAAGAACUGAUGGCACAAUUUGAGGUAGUGCAAAAAGAGCAGGAAGGAAUAGCUGAACAGAGGCGUGAAAAAACCGAGCAGAAGAAGCACUUGGUUUCUUUGGCGAAAGAGAAAGCGAGUAGAACCAAAGAAAAACAGUUGGUGAUGACAAUAGCUAGUGCUAAGUUGAAUAACUUAGUUGAUCAAUGGGCUGCAAUACAAUCUCUCUUUAUGUAGAUUGGCCAGAAACCAACUCAGCGUACAAUUCUAUUUUUUCAAAUUCAAAUACUCCAUGUUUCUUUCUAAUAUAGGAUGUAGAGAUAGUGGAGCUACAAAAUCUUGAGAAUUUUUCAAUGUAUUCCAUUGAACCUGUACAAGGAUAUUUGUACAUGUAUUCAAUAGAUAAGGACAGAAAAUUAAAGGU